This is a messenger RNA of Betta splendens (Siamese fighting fish), 7078 nucleotides long. It is a transcript of the gene slc8a4b, whose product is annotated as solute carrier family 8 member 4b. NCBI's taxonomy places the organism in Eukaryota, Metazoa, Chordata, Actinopteri, Anabantiformes, Osphronemidae. The transcript is spliced from 17 exons. Gene Ontology annotation, biological process: calcium ion import across plasma membrane; cell communication; sodium ion transmembrane transport. Gene Ontology annotation, molecular function: calcium:sodium antiporter activity. The record is from RefSeq and is a predicted model, not a curated record. Bases 135 to 3101 code for a protein of 988 amino acids. Gene Ontology annotation, cellular component: postsynapse; sarcolemma; axon.
GAGAGAGAGAGAGAAAAGUGCGCCUGCUCUGUCGCCGCCGCCGCUUCAGGGGAGGAGAGCCGCUUAUUCUGCCGCUGAAUGAGGGACGAAACGGACGGAAGGAUGAACAGACCGAGAGACGGGUUACUGAAUGAAUGAACGGAUCCAGACCGCGGCUUCUACCACCGAACUUCACCGAAACACGGAUUUUGGUCACCUCACGCCAAGCUGACCCGUGGAGCCCAACAGAGUCCAGUGAAGGCCUGGCUGCAUCAGCACCAACUGCAGCAGCCAUGACUCUCAGCUCGCCUCGCCUCCCUUCCCUCCUCUUCCUCCUCCCCGCAUUUCUACUCCUGUCCUGCCCUGGAUCGGUGCGGGCGGGUUCUGAAAACUGUUCAGCUGUUGGAGACGCCUGUCAGGAAGGAGUGGUGCUGCCCGUGUGGAACCCUCAGAACCCGUCCGUAGGGGACAAAGUGGCACGCGCCAUCGUCUACUUUGUGGCGCUCAUCUACAUGUUCCUGGGAAUGAGCAUCAUAGCGGACAGGUUUAUGUCAUCCAUAGAGGUUAUAACCUCCCAGGAGAAAGAGAUCACCAUCAAGAGGCCAAAUGGAGAGACCACCACUGCCACAGUCAGGAUCUGGAACGAGACUGUUUCGAAUCUCACUCUAAUGGCCUUGGGCUCCAGUGCCCCUGAGAUACUGCUGUCUGUUAUUGAGGUGUGCGGCCACAAUUUCGAGGCUGGCUCCCUGGGUCCCAGCACCAUCGUGGGCAGCGCCGCCUUCAACAUGUUCGUCAUCAUCGCCCUGUGUGUGUAUGUGGUCCCCGACGGAGAAACGCGCAAAAUCAAACACCUCCGGGUGUUUUUCGUCACGGCAGCGUGGAGCAUCUUUGCUUAUAUCUGGCUCUACCUAAUUCUCAGUGUCUUCUCACCUGGAGAGGUGGAGGUAUGGGAGGCCGUGCUGACCUUCCUCUGCUUCCCCUUGUGUGUGGUCCAAGCUUGGGUGGCCGACCGCCGGCUCCUCUUCUACAAGUACGUCCGGAAGCGUUACCGUGCCGACAAGACCCGCGGCAUCAUCAUUGAAACGGAGGGAGGGGCGGAUGGAGGGCUGGGAGGGAUGGAUGGAGGGGGGGGAGCACUGGGACUGGGUGGGUUCACCAAGAUGGACAUGCUGGAGCUGGACGGACAGAUGGCGUUGAACUGUCACAGUGGGAUGGACGGAGGGAUGAUGGAGGAAGGAGGAGCCAAGGACGAGGAGGACGAGGCCAGGAGGGACAUGGCGAGGACGCUGAAGGAGCUGAAGCAGAGGCAUCCGGAAAAGGACAUGGAGCAGCUGAUUGAGAUGGCCAAUUAUCAGGUCCUGAUGCAGCAGCAGAAGAGCAGAGCAUUCUACCGUAUCCAAGCGACCAGGAUGAUGAUCGGCGCCGGCAAUAUCCUGAAGAAGCACGCCGCCGACCAAGCUCGCAAGGUGGUGAGCAGCCAUGAGACCCAGGCCCAGGAGGACGACCCUCACACCAUCAAGAUGGAGUUUGAACCGUCUCUGUACCAGUGCUUCGAAAACUGUGGCUCCCUGAAACUGACCGUUUCCAGACACGGAGGGGAUCCUGGAGCUACCGUCAAGGUGGAUUAUCGCACAGAGGACGGCACGGCCAACGCAGGUUCGGAUUACGAGUUCGCAGAGGGAACUCUGCUGUUCAAGCCGGGGGAGACGCUCAAAGAAAUCACAGUCGGGGUAAUUGAUGAUGACAUCUUUGAGGAAGAUGAGUAUUUCUACGUCCAUCUCAGCAACCCUCGGGUGGUUGGGUACCCAGAAGUGGGCCCCGCCCCCCUGGACGCCAGUACCACCCCCAAAGCUGUACUGGGAGACAACCACACUGCCACCGUGACCAUCUAUGACGAUGAUCAUGCAGGCAUCUUUACCUUCGAGAGUGCCAGUCAGCGGGUGAGCGAGAGCGUCGGCGUGAUGGAGGUCAAGGUUCUCCGAACGUCCGGGGCCCGAGGCCUGGUGGCCGUCCCCUACCGGACCCUGGAUGGCACGGCCAAAGGGGGCGAGGACUACGAGCUGGCGGCCGGAAAGCUGGAGUUUCAGAACGAUGAGACCAUGAAGAUAAUUGAGGUGAAGAUUAUCGAUGAUGAAGAGUAUGAGAAGAACAAGACCUUCACAAUCGAGCUCGGAGAACCGGUUCUGCUGGAGAUAGGACAGAAACACGGUGACUCCAACGAGAACAAGCCUCUGGUGGGAGCAGAGGAGGAAGAGGUGGCCAAGAUGGGCUGUCCCAGCCUGGGCGAGCACACGCAGCUGGAGGUGGUCAUCGAGGAGUCCUACGAGUUCAAGAAAGCAGUGAACACCCUCCUCUGGGGGUCUGAAAAGAGCACAGUAGACAAGCUGAUCAAGAAGACAAACCUGGCCCUGGUGGUGGGGAGCAGCAGCUGGAGGGAGCAGUUUGUGAGCGCUGUGACCGUGAGCGCAGGAGACGACGAUGAGGAGGAGAGCGGUGAGGAGCGCCUGCCCUCCUGCUUUGACUACAUCAUGCACUUCCUCACCGUCUUCUGGAAGGUUCUGUUCGCCUUCGUGCCGCCCACCGAGUACUGGAACGGCUGGGCCUGCUUCAUCGUGUCCAUAUCGCUCAUCGGCGUGCUGACGGCCGUCACCGGGGACCUGGCGUCUCACUUCGGCUGCACUGUGGGCCUGAAGGACUCGGUGACGGCCGUGGUGUUCGUGGCGCUGGGCACAUCGGUGCCAGACACGUUCGCCAGCAAGGUGGCCGCCAUCCAGGACCAGUACGCCGACGCCUCCAUCGGCAACGUCACGGGCUCCAACGCCGUCAACGUGUUCCUGGGCAUCGGCGUGGCCUGGACCAUCGCCGCCAUCGCCUGGCGCUCCAAAGGCGAGCCCUUCAGGGUGGACCCGGGCAACCUGGCCUUCUCCGUCACCCUCUUCACCAUCCUGGCCGUGGUGAGCGUGCUCACGCUGCUGUACCGGCGGCGGGCCACGGUGGCCGGCGGCGAGCUGGGCGGCCCGCGGACUUGCAAGCUGCUGACGUCGCUGAUGUUCAUCUCGCUGUGGCUGAUCUACAUCCUGCUGGCGUCUAUGGAGGCCUACUGCCAUAUACCCGGGUUCUGAGAGAGAGAGAGAGAGAGAGGGGGGGGGCGAGAGAGACCCACUGUCAGCGUGGACAGAGGAAACUAGAGGGGGAUCCAUGCGCAGGGUUAUCACGGAUUUGACACAUCUUCAGUUUUCAAGUGCAAAAUAUACAUUUCAGAUUCACAGUGAAACACGAAACCUCCCCAGUGAUGUCAAAACAAGGCUUCAGCUGCUCAGCCCACUGUCUAGUAGGUGAUGAACAUACAUACAUAAGGCAGAGAUAAGAGCGUGUUGUCGAUGGGAGGACUAGAGAAGAAGACGGCCACUAAUGUCCUCCCUACUCUCACUUCACCUGCAUCUCGUCGUCUCGGGACCAGUGGAGCCUCCCAUUAAACCCAGUGGACUAUCUAAUACUGAGUGACUUAUGACUUUCACCCCUUUCCCCUCUAAGCCGUACACACACACACACACACACACACACACACACACACACACACACACCUCGGGGCCCUCAGGUGAUUCUGCAGGUGAGAUCAACACUGACAACCUCUUUAUUGCUUCUCUUCUUAAAAACACUGUGCGCAAUGAUUGAUUCGACUCCGAGCCACACACACGUACACACUGUACAGAGCCCCCCACACCACCCCCCAAACCCCCCCUCCGCCAUAGGAAUUGUCUUAGAGUUGUGAUGAUGAAACGCAGUAGUCGACAGCCACCAACACCUUUUUCUGGUUGAGCCGGUUCCAGACCCUCUGUCCUUGUAACCAACAAACACUCAUUCACCCCAUGAAGGAAAAUGAACCCUGCCCCCGUUUUACUCGACUUUUCAAUGGCGUUGCGUGUUGAUGUUGUUACCGUGCAAUUGUAAAAACAGAAAAAGACAUGUACUGUAAAUACAGUAAGGUGGAUAACGGCUGAGGAGCGCUGGGACGAGUGGGAUGAUGGGUUGGUCCAAAAAGUGCAAUGGAGCAGCGUUCCCCCUGUGAGAUUCACUGUUUACACCCAAAGGAUUCGCUAAAUGUGAACAACUCGAGCCGAGCGAGAAAUGAGGUCACGUCAACAAGCGGGAAGGAACAAUGAGAGAGGACGAGACCGGCUGUGACCGUGACGACUGGAGAUGAUGACAGCGUCGUCGUCGACAAAUCAAAACUCUGACCACAGCCAGUGUUUCUAACUGUACAUGAUCAUAUGAGACGUUUUUAUUUGUGUGUGUGCAAAAAAAAACGCUGAUAUUCAAUAAAUGUGAAGUCCCCGUCUUUGUGAGGAGGAGGAGGAGGAGGAGGAGGAGGAGACCCACGUGGCCCUGUACCUGGACACGGGGACGGAAGCGUUGAACACAGAGCGAAAAAUGUGUUGAAAAAUGCCACGUGUCUCCGUUCAAUAGGAUGACGCGGAUGGCUUCACAGUUUAGCUCGUCCCACCUCAAACCCCCACUGCAGCUGUGCAUGCGUCGCGUGCCGCGCACACGGUGAACACACGUCCGCCGUUCGCCUGGUCCCCGUCGGAGAGCGCGUGGAGGUCGACGCCCCUGCCUUGCUCCAGGGCCGGAGCGGAGCGGCACAGCAGGCGGAGCACGCGGCCCGUCAGGGCGCAUCACUGUUGACACCGGCAGUUUGCUCCUCAACCACCCGCGAUGAUGUAAUAAUAAUAAUAGACCCCCCCCCAACCUACUGUACCACACAUAUGAGACAGCAGUAGGGCUGAGUUGUACCAGGUCUGUGUUAAUGAUAACUACAGUGACCUGUGACCUCAUCCAGCUCCAGCGCUAUGACUCACCUCCCUGACGGUUCCUCUGUCUCCAUAUGUCAACUUGACCCGUUGGUUUUAGGUCGCUGCAGGAGCGACGCCGCAGACAGAGGUCGCCGGGCGUCUCCAGCGCCGCCGCCGCCGCUCGCACGGCUCCUGGACGCCGGCCGGCCCCACGGCCGCUUUUCUCAAUGACUCAAUGAGCCGUUGCCAGUUUAAGAAUGAGUGGGCAGGAUGGAAGGGCCGCUGACGCCACGGAGCACGAGCGCAGCGGGACGGAUUUAGAAAUGUGGGCUUUUUAAAGGUUGAUAAGCUUCGCUGGAGGACGUCUGAGUGUGUGAGCGCGUGGAAAAAAAAUGCAACCAUAUUUUUAGUCUCUCGCCUGUUGCUUAGCGACCAUCCACAUCCAUCUCCAAGCCGUUGUCUUCUUGACUGUUGCUCUGUGUGUGUGUGUGUGUGUGUGUGUGUGUGUGUGUGUGUGUGUGUGUGUGUGUGUGUGUGUGUACAUGUGUAUUUGUGUCUUCGUGUGUGUCAGGUGUUGUUCUAAUCUCCUUAUCACCCUGUGCGUCCCUCGCUGAGUCUCCUAGGCCAGAUUAAUGAAUAGGAAUGCCAACCUGACCCACUGUCAGAAGCCUGGAAAUUGGAUCCCCACCCCCCCUCCUCAUCCCCGGUGUGUGUGUGUGUGUGUGUGUGUGUGUGUGUGUGUGUGUGUGUGUGUGUGUGUGUGUGUGUGUGUGUGUGUGUGUGUGUGUGUGUGUACCUGUCAAAUAACAUUAGAUAUAUAAUCGAUCUGACUGUCGAUCAGGGCUGGGAAUGGAGUGUGGCACAAGUGUGUGUGUGUGUGUGUGUGUGUGUGUGUGUGUGUGUGUGUGUGUGUGUGUGUGUGUGUGUGUGUGUGUGUGUGUGUGCAGGGCUGUUGACUCCUCAUUAUCUGACUGGAUUAGGUUACGUGACAACAAGCAAGCAGCAGGUCAGAUCUAUAAGUGACUGUCAUGAGGGCUUGAGAACAGACACAACUACAACCACAACACAAUACAAUAAUUCGGUGUAAAUCUUGUCACUGCUGCUUCUCCUCUGACAUUUACUGACAGUGUUAUCACGUAAUGUUUUAUUAUUGUUCAGACCUUGUGCUUUGAAGCACUUUAAUCCUGUUACUCUUUUCCUGUAUAUGCAACUUUGAACAUCAACAGCAGUGGUUUGUGGUUCACAGUGUCUAAUAUUCUCUGCUCAGAUGUGACUGCUGAGGGCGACUGAAGGAGGAGUUGAUGUUACUUUCCCCACUCUCUGCUCUUUGUAAUGACGUGAAGUCUGUUUGGCCUUUCACGUCGCUGCGUGUGAUUGGCUGAGGCUGCGGCCAAUCACUUCGCUCGCUCUGUCCUUCUUGACUCUUUGCUCAGUGUUGCUGGUUAUUGGCCUCUAGCAACACUUUAAUCAACUAGAUAUUCUCGUUCGGUCGUCUUUGUUUUAAUGCUGACACGUGUUUGCUUCCAAAUUACUUCUUUUUGAAUGAUUCAUACUGUAUCUCACAUUUUGUAACAUCUUAGCAAAACACUUUCCCAAUGACUUUGACCUGAACUGCCACCCAGUGAUGAAGUAAAGUCUUCAGUGAUGUUAUGAUUUACUAAAUGUUGACAUACACUUAAUGUGUGUGUGUGUGAUUUUGACCUGUGUUCAUCAGCCACUCAUUUUUUUCUCCAUAUCUCUGUUAUUAUUAACCACUUUGGUACUGUGUUUACCUCUCUCUCUCUCUCGCUCUCUCUCUCUUUAUAUACUGUAUAUAUAGAUAUAUAUAUCUAUAUAUAUUCUCAUAUAUAUCAUGCCACCCUAUUUAUGAGAUCACAAAGUGCUUUUAAUAUAAAUGUGGUUCUAUAUUUUAUUUGUUAUACUAUUGUUUUACUUUGUUGCAUUUGUUUUUACUGUUUGUGUUGUUCUUGGUUAAUUGUUUUGUAAGAAAAAAAGUCCCCUGAGAGUAGAACAGCAAAUUAGCAUCUAAAUGUAAUGAGUGUGUGUGUGUGUGUGUGUGUGUGUGUGUGUGUGUGUGUGUGUGUGUAAUGGGUUGACUCACGUAUAUUGAUAUCAUUCCGUCCAUGGGUGUGUUGACGCAUGAAAUAAACCAAUUCUGGAUCGUUGGGAUGUUGUUGGAAAUGUAGUAGAUUUUUAAAUGCUGAAAAUGACAGUACAUGAACAAUGAUAUAGAUGUUUACAAAGUCCAGACGUUUUUGUUUUAUUUUUCCCUCAAAGACAAAAUAAAACUUGACUGGCAAAUGCUG